Molecule: messenger RNA, 2292 nt
Organism: Oldenlandia corymbosa var. corymbosa
Lineage: Eukaryota; Viridiplantae; Streptophyta; Magnoliopsida; Gentianales; Rubiaceae
Source: the annotation of a GenBank genome assembly
AUGCCACUUUAUCCGAGCUUCAGACCUUUGCCGGACGACAAAACCCGAAAGAAAAAGAAAAAAUGCGAGAACAACAAAGGUCGAGAGGAUGUUAGCGUGGAUAGAUCUAAACAGAAGAAGGAUGCAAUUAGGGUUCCAGAUCUGCAAUCAGAGGAGUUUGUAAGAAUUGGGGAUGAAGUUCAAGUUUCGUCUGGCAAUAGGAAGGUAGCAGUUAAAGAGAUUCCGAAUUUGACUACACCAACAGAAGUAACAGGUUCUCAAAUGCGUCAAACCCCCAGUAUUGGGCAUAGCAGUGAAAAGAAGCAAGGCGAAGUUGAGCUACUGGGGCGAGAUCCGACUGCUAAGCGCCAAUUGCAAUGGCCAGAGAUGAUAGAACGAGACGGGAUGCAAGGAGUCUGGGCUAAGACUGAUACAAAUAAAUUCAAAGCACCCUCAGGCAAAUUGCAGUUCAUACCGCCAAAGGAGGUGGCUGGACAGAGCAUAGCUCAGAUGCAGAUGGAGGAUGUUAAAACUGAAGCGGAAUACUGGGAAUCUUCUAUUGCAUGUUUUGUACUAGGUGCUCAUCCACCAAUAGGUGUUAUGGAAAGAUAUUUCCACAAGCUCUGGGGAAACCUAGGCAUUGAUAAGGUAAUUCUCCUGCCUAGUGGGCUUUUUGUUGUUAGAUUUACAACCUUGAACGCUAGAGAUACAGUGCUAAAUGUAAAUUUCUACCACUUUGGGUCAAAGCCCUUAAUAGUGAAACCUAGGGAUGUAGAAAAAGGGAUCAAUUAUAAUGAUGUUGAGUAUGGCUUGGAAGUUAAGUUCUGGAAUCUUAAUUGCCUUAGCAGAUUGGUAAGUGCAAUUGGAACUCCAAUUUUAGCAGACGAUUAUACUGUUAGAAAGGAGAGAGUUCAGUUUGCUAGGGUUCUGGUUGAAGUGAAAAUAGCAGCUGCUGUACCUGAUAAACUGGUCUUUGAGGAUGAGAAGGGGAAUGUAAAGGAUGAAGGACGAAAUAACGCUGCCAAGACCAUAGCAACUGAUGACAACCAAAGGAAUCCAAUUGUGAGAAGAAAAGAUCAAUCCUCAAGUGAGAUGAGUACCAUCAACAGUAAUGGGCAGCCUGCAACUAGCUUUCAUGAGGAAGGAAACCUAGAGAAGAUAAAGGGGGUUCAGAGUGGUGAAGUUGAGAAUGUGAAAAGGAAGAUGUUCACAUGGUGCAACCAAAGAGUAGGAACUGAAAGGAUAUACGCCAAGCUAGACAGAGCAUUGGUCAAUGGUGAAUGGAUUGAUCAAUAUGCAGAGUCUAUAGCAACCGUAUUGAUGAAAGGAGUAUCGGAUCACUCACCACUUGAGGUCCAGUUCAAGGUAGAAAUGCAGAAGAGGAGAAGUGCUUUUAGAUUUUUCAACAUGUGGUGUCUAUCCACUGAUUUUCAGAGAACAGUGGAAAGGAGUUGGGCAGAAAAAGUGGAAGGCACUUGUAUGUAUCAAUUAUGCCAGAAGUUGAAAAGCGCAUCUUUCUGGGAAGUUGAGGCUAAAAGCGAUGCCAGUUGGCAAUGGAAGCAGCUUUUGAAGGUCAGGGAUCAGGGGAAACUUGGUUUUGCCGGAAGUAGGUGGCUGGCUUCAAGCAAUGGUAAAUACACUGUGAAAUCAGGGAAAAUAGCAGCAAGUGAAGCACGGUGGAGAAUGCAAAUUCUGAAUAUGUGGAAAGGACAGAAGAUCAAAAGAAGGCUUCUUUGGGCAGUAAUAGCUGCUUGUACAUAUCAGCUAUGGGAGGAGAGAAAUCGCAGGCAUUUCCAGCAACUGGAGAGAAGCCCAGAACAAAUCAUGCUACUGAUCAAAGAUGAAAUGAGAGGCCGCUUCUUGUACUGUCACAAGAUGAAGAACAGAGCAGUAGCAGCAAUCUUUGAUAGGCUGGAUCAUGCUGAGUGUGUAUUGUGUCAGGAUAAUGUGGAGGAAUCUGCUAGUCAUUUAUUCUUCGAGUGUGGGUAUUCUGAGAAACUGUUGAAUGGAGUUAAGGAAUGGUUGCAUUUGGAACUGAGACAGAAGAUGUUACAGCAGCUGGUAAUACGGAUUAAGAAUGUGUAUAGAUAUCAGAAAAUGGAACAGAAACUGGCGUGUGGAGCAUUAAUGGCAUGUGUUUAUCACAUCUGGAUGGAGAGGAAUGCAAGGAGAUUCCAGCAAAAGCAGAAACAGGAGGAAGUUAGGCUGGUGGAAAUUAAAAAGGAGUUGAUGUAUAGAGUUCAGUGCAUCAGUUCAAAACUGAAAGCCAAAACUGUCAGAUACUUAGACAGUAUAACUAGCAAUUUUGUAUAG